This is a messenger RNA of Bactrocera oleae (olive fruit fly), 5396 nucleotides long. RefSeq lists its product as uncharacterized. Gene Ontology annotation, molecular function: protein binding. Gene Ontology annotation, cellular component: ciliary inversin compartment. Gene Ontology annotation, biological process: protein localization to ciliary inversin compartment. NCBI's taxonomy places the organism in Eukaryota, Metazoa, Arthropoda, Insecta, Diptera, Tephritidae. The record is from RefSeq and is a predicted model, not a curated record.
AUGGAGCGCUCGCAAGCACAACAACACAUGGAAUCGGUUUCAGGUGAUGCGCCCAAAAAGCCGCCGCGGUUGAAAGCCAGCAACGCUGACAGGCGCGUGUUGAGUAACGCAAGCGCAGAACACAAGGGUGCGGUGUUGAGUAUGGACAAGCCGGGUAACGGUAAACUUAAGAAGCGUCUACAAUUCCAAAGUCCGUUAUUAAUGACAGCGUCAACUACUGCACCGUACUGUUCAGAAUCUGCAGUGUCGACGCGAUCAACACAUGGUAUUGCCAGCGAAACUAUUCAAGAAGACUACAGGCAUACCGGCAUGCAUGCCAAAAAGCACACCAGCAACAUAAAGAAAGUAAGAACAACAACGCCAACGGUUAGUGCUAGUGCGACAGCUUCCACUGCAACGCCUAUAUUUCCGGCGAGAUCGACUUCGACAUCGACACCGUCGGCUAUAAAAAAUGUCUACGCGUUGACAGCUCGCCAAACGACAGCUGCUGCACCGAAAACACUGACAGCAACAACAACGGCGACAGAUGUAUGCGACAUCAAGGUUGGCGAGGGCGUUGAUGAAGGCGGCGCGCAAAUCCGCUUGGCGCGCGGCUGCACAAGUCUUAUGUAUGCAUGUCAACAUGGCGACAUUGCCGAAGUUUUGGCACAGCUGCGCUCGCGGCCGGAACGCAUACGUCAACGUGACAGUCGCAACAAAAACGCACUACACUAUUGUGCCGCGCAAAACGCAGAGACACGUGAACUCGUGGCGGCUGCCAGCAUCGCCGUCGCAGCUCCAGAGUUGCUGGAGUCUGCCGACGAGGAUGGCUUUACGCCGCUUCACUUGGCUGUUAUUCAGGGCAACUUGGCGAUGGUCAAUUUGCUGCUGGCGAAUAAAGCCGACGUGAAUGCGGUCGAUAACGAGGGCCACUCUGUGGUGCAUUGGGCGACGGUUUGCGGUGAAGUGGAGGCUUUACGUUCGGUGCUGGCGGCUGGUGCGAAUAUUGCGAUUCCCGAUUUGAACGGUGGCACGCCACUACAUUAUGCGGCGCAGAUGUGUGGCGCCAGUGUUGACAACAAAGUGGGUCAGGCUAAUGCCACUAAGCUGGCGUUGGAGAUACUCGGCAUUCUGCUAACUCACCCGCAUUCCAGUGUUGACGUACAGGACAAAGACGGACGUCAGCCCUUAUUAUGGGCCGCCUCGGCGGGUUCCGCGAAGGCUGUCAUUGCUCUGGUGAAGGCUAGUGCACGUGUUGAAAGUGCAGAUAAAGAUGGCUUGACGGCGCUACAUUGCGCGGCCUCACGUGGGCACACCGAAUGCCUUGACACUUUGAUAAGUCUUUGUGGCGCCCCAACAGACCUGAUUGAUUCGAACGGCUGUACGGCACUGCAUUACGCCGUGACACUAGGACAUGCAGAUGCCACCGCACGUUUGCUCGAUUUAGAAGCUGAUCCGAAUCGACAAGACCGCAAGGGACGCACACCGGCGCACUGUGGCUGUGCGAAGGGCCAAUUCGAAACGGUUAAACUGCUGAAGGAGCGUGGCGCUAAUUUAUGGUUGCGCAAUGCUAAAGGCGACUUACCGGUGCAUGAAGCAAGCUCAUCGGGCAGACGUGAGCUCGUCGAGUGGCUGUUGGAACAGCGACCCAAGCAGGUUAAUACCACAAGUAAUGACGGACGCAGUCUCCUACAUAUUGCUGCGAGUAAUGAUUACACCGAUGUGUGUAAAAGGCUGCUGGACUAUGGUGGCGAUAUCAAUGCCAUAUAUCGCAGCAGCAAAGGGAUGGUCUUCACACCACUCGACAGCGCAUUGCAAAAGGGCCAUCGCGCAACUGCCAAAUUUCUGCAGUCGCAUGGCGGUUUGCCAGCGAGUAAACUGCGCUUGGCAGCACGACGGUCGAAUCCAUUUAACGAGGUUAGCAGCGAUAUGGUGCGUCCGUUGCGAUAUGUGGAAAAAGAAGAGCUGCAUGAUUUACAAAAUUCCAAAAAAUAUGUUGUCUACCUGAAACACUCGGACUCGGAUGGUGCUGGUGGCGAGGGCGAUAGCAACUGUAGCUGCCACGAACAAACUUAUCGCAGAGAACAAAAGUUUGCGCACACAUGUCGGCGUCAUCAGCACAAUCGUCGGCGGCAAAGUCGACGACGCACCAGCAGUUGUGGUGAGCCGAAAGAUUGUCACCAUCAUGAUAGCGGGGAAGUUGAUAUUUGUCGAUCUAAAAGUAAUAUUGAGAUAAGGCGUCGAAAAUCACGCGAACGUUAUACUAGCUCAAGCGAAUGGGAGGAUAAAGCCGACGAAGACAAUGACGACGACGAAGAUUCUUGUGAGAAUUGUUGCUAUCACAAGCGGCAAAAACAACGUGUUAUACGAAGGAAGUCCAUAACAUCACGUCGUUCGAAAGAGCGCGAUGGACGAGAACGUGGCAGUGAAAAAGAGUCAUCACCGGAGAAAAGUAAAGUAAGAGAGGUUGAAGUGGUACGAGAACGCGAGGAAAAUGCGCCAGAAACGAAGACGGAAUCAGCAACACAGCCGAGUGAUGGUAAAGAAGAGGAUAAAGAAAGGGAUAGCCGUCCACAAUCGGCUACUAUGCGCUCAGCAGCAAAUACGCCGGGUAUCACAGCAAAGGAAGCAACAUUUAUUAAGUCCACGGAUCAAACUGAAACACAAUCUAUGGAGUUGACGGAUGAAGAUGAUAAACUAGCAGCUGAGCUAGUAACUACACAAGUAGAUGUGCAUCAUGAAGCAGACCCUGCUCCUAUGCAGCCGCAAAUAGAGCCCGCAGAAAAGACACAAACUGAGGAGGUUCAUGAUGAGUCGGAAGAUAUGACCACGUUGGCAGAUGAGAUGAGAAAAGAAGUGGAUCAAGUGAUGAAAAUAGCUGCGUUGGCACUUGAAAGCGAUGCGACGAAUGAUGAAAAUAGCAAACAGAUUGAAGAGCAAAAUGGAAGGCCGGUGGAUGCGGAUGAUAAAGAAUUUACAGAAGAAGCAGCGGACACCGCGGAAACCAAUGUUAUGAAAGUUGAUGCACUAUCUACCGCACAACCUGAUCAAGCCACAAAAAUUGUACCUAAUUUAACGGAAACUCCAGCAACGCCAAUACCAACACCAUUGCCAAGUCCCAUACCUGUAGCAACAGCUGAAGAGCCACCUAUUUCAGCUGCUGCGACCACUACGCCAACUCAAACUGCUGAUCCACCGUCCAAAGUUGUUGAAACCAAGUCAUCGGAAGCUUCAGAUGCACCAGAUGACACUGCAGCGGUAGCGACAGCUCCAAUUCAAAACAAUGACUCAUCUGAUGUAGCAGAAACUCCUAAAAUCACCCCAACUGCUGCAGUUACUUCCGAAGAAAAGCCCGCCGCAGAACCAAGCUCACUUCCGUCUAACACUACUUCCGCUCAGCAGUCGCCAAAAAUCGAAGCACAAAAACUGCCGCAUGAACAAGAACCCCGGCGAUCAUUUACCUUAUUGCCAUCUGAUUCAGCCGAAGAUGACGGCACCGAAGAAGUCGUGCGCAAAUCAAGCUUCCAAAUUUUGAAAAGUGAUGAUUCCGGUGGCGAAAGUGCGCGACAUCCAGAUGAGCUUGAACUCAGCGAUACGCAAGUCUUCAAAAUUGUUUCCGAACCACAAAUGCGCUUGGGUAAGCCAUACCCGGAAACGGAAGCAAGCUCAGUGGACGACGAACAUAGACAAGCUGUUGCCAUCGAUUAUGAACAAGAUGAUGAUCAUAUAAAUGAGGAGUACGAUAACGAUGAGCAUAAGAAAAGUAAAGCAGGUGUGCUUAACCGUCAUGUCGUGGGAAACGCCGAGGGUCCAUUGCCCAACAGCGCUGUUCUCGGCGUCUACGAUUAUUCGAACGGACGUAAACGUCGUUUAAAAAAGCGAGUGCGUAGUGGCCCAAAAACGCGUAGUAAUUGGAAAACUAAGGCAGAUAUUACGGAUGGAGAUGACGAGCAGACGGGCAGCUAUGCGCACGCUACACAAUCCAGCAAAGAUCACGAUUCCGGUUUCGAGCCAAGUCCACGUGCUUCAAAGAGUAAAAUACCGACACCGCGCAAUAUAUACACGGCACAUGUGCCGCGACGUCACAUCUACGCCACGCUCGAUGGUCGCUCGUGCAGCAGCCGUGUGGAGGGGCGCAAGCCCGGCGAUCGCGGUACUUGCGAUAUGUCAGCAGUAACGCGCUCCAUACAACGCAACAUCCGAAGGUAUUACAUGGAGCGCAAGAUCUUUCAACACCUGCUGGAAUUGAAGUCCCUGCAAAUACGCUCCACCAAAUUGAACGAAGCUGUGCUGGUGAAGCGCGCCGUUGACGAUUACCACAAAUCAUGUGCAACUCUGGGUGGUGAGACGGGCACACGCUUGCGGCGCUAUCCAUUCAGCGAGUACACAUUCAAAAAUUUCGAGUUGUUCCUCUACGAGACACUGAAGGCACUCCAAAAGCCGGGCACCUAUAAUUUCCAGAACAUCAACGAGGUUUACGAGGAGGCGGAACGCCGUUUGAGUCCCGACUACAACGCUUACGAGAAGGCGCUCCAGUGCACCACCAAGACCCACCGCUGCCUGCAUGCUGCCCACGCCUACACUGGCAUACCGUGCGCCGCUUACAUACCCAUGAUGAACCAUCACACGAUGCCGAAAUUCGGCUUUGGCUCGUACAAGAAGACCGGUGUGGGGAGUUUCUAUCUGCCAAAGAUACUCACCAGUGGCGGUUGUGGCGGAACAAGUGGCAGUGGCGGUUGUGGUGGCGGCAAAGUUGCGCUGGAGCUAUCGCAUGGCAAGAGCAAACAACUUAUUUCACUGCCCUCGGACAAGUUGGACAGUAAUAAACGGUACUACGUCACAUUCACCGUGAAGGAGUCGGGCGGCGGCGGUGGCGGUGCAGCGGCGAUGGGCGCCACAACUGCGGCAGGUUGUAGUGGUGGUAAUGGAAUGGAUAGCGCCGGUAUUGCAGCCGAUAAACAGGCAACUGGCGGAUGUUGCGGUGGCAACGAUGCAACCGGAAAGUAAAACAACAAAACAAGCACCCCAGCGCUUGCUGUUCGCUAUCUACUUCAGUAGCCACGCACUUCUACAUCAGCCGGACAAGUUAAUAACAAACGGAAAUCAAAUGCAAUAAUGUCGUGUGCACUUCCGCCGCACGCGCGUUGCACGUUGGUGGCUAGCAGCGGAGCGCGUUGAGUAGAAGCAUGAGAGAGAGUGAUUGCGGUGGCGGGUUGUGUGUGUUGUGCGGGGCGAACAUGUCAUGCUCGGGAAAGCGCUAAGCGGCGCUGCGUAGAAACUUUAUUAUUUGAUAGCUGCAAUCGCGCAACAACACACACAUACAUAAAUAUAUAUAUACACAUAAUACACAUAAAUAUACUUAUAUAUAUAUAUAUAUAUAUAUGGAAGAACAGGGGGAAUGUAGUGAGCAGCGCGGU